Acanthochromis polyacanthus (spiny chromis) is the source of this 4499-nucleotide messenger RNA. RefSeq lists its product as uncharacterized. Gene Ontology annotation, molecular function: protein binding; single-stranded DNA binding. Lineage: Eukaryota; Metazoa; Chordata; Actinopteri; Pomacentridae. Gene Ontology annotation, biological process: positive regulation of transcription by RNA polymerase II. The transcript is spliced from 18 exons. The record is from RefSeq and is a predicted model, not a curated record. The coding region runs from base 217 to 1368 and encodes 383 amino acids. Gene Ontology annotation, cellular component: nucleus.
GACUGUUUCAAGUUCCCCCCCUCCGGCUGAAACCCUGCCUGAUUUGUGGGCAAUGUUGGGGAUGUAGAAAAAAAAGGAAACCGGAGCAAAGAGAGCGCAAGGGAGAGAUAGGGAGACAACACUAACUGGGUAGCUAUGGAGAUAGUAGGUUUUCCUGGUAGCUUUCUUUGACAGGUGUCGAGUGGGAUAAAAUAAAGUGUCAGAACAGCCUCCAAGAUGUACGGCAAAGGUAAAGGAGCUGUGGUCCCCUCCGAUAGCCAAGCGAGAGAAAAGUUAGCGUUAUAUGUGUACGAGUACCUGCUACAUGUCGGAGCACAGAAGUCAGCACAGACCUUCCUGUCUGAGAUUCGAUGGGAGAAGAAUAUUACAUUAGGGGAGCCCCCUGGAUUCCUCCAUUCGUGGUGGUGUGUAUUCUGGGAUUUGUAUUGUGCAGCUCCAGACCGAAGGGAGACAUGUGAACACUCCAGUGAGGCCAAGGCCUUCCAUGACUACAGCGCGGCGGCGGCGCCCAGCCCUGUGAUGGGCAACAUGCCCCCCAACGACGCCAUGCCAGGUGGUCCCAUGCCCCCAGGCUUCUUCCAGGGACCACCCGGCUCUCAGCAGUCCCCCCACGCACAGCCCCCCCCACACAACCCCAGCAACCCAAUGAUGGGACCCCAUGGCCAGCCUUUCAUGUCACCACGGUAUCCAGGUGGGCCGCGCCCCUCACUCCGAAUGCCAAAUCAGCCUCCUGGAGGAAUCCCAGGAUCUCAGCCUCUCCUGCCAAACAGUUUGGACCCCACAAGACCGCAAGGACAUCCCAACAUGGGUGGACCAAUGAGAAUGAACCCUCCUCGAGGAAUGGCCAUGGGCCCACAGAAUUAUGGUGGCAUGAGGCCUCCUCCCAACUCCAUGGGUGGUCCAAUGCCAGGAAUGAACAUGGGUCCCGGAGGAAGAGGGCCUUGGCCAGGACCUAAUGCUAACUCUAUAGCCUACUCCUCCUCAUCUCCAGGAAACUAUGUGGGUCCACCAGGCGGAGGAGGUCCACCUGGAACUCCCAUCAUGCCCAGCCCAGGUGAUUCAACUAACUCCAGUGAAAACAUCUAUACAAUGAUGAAUCCUAUCGGACCCGGAGGCAACAGACCCAAUUUCCCUAUGGGUCCUGGGCCUGAUGGGCCAAUGGGAGCUAUGGGAGCCAUGGAGCCACACCACAUGAAUGGAUCACUAGGGUCUGGGGAUAUGGACGGGUUGCCAAAGAGCUCUCCUAAUAACAUGGGGGGCAUGAACAACCCUCCUGGAACGCCGAGAGAUGACGGCGAAAUGGGCGGCAACUUCUUGAACCCAUUCCAAAGCGAAAGUUAUUCACCCAACAUGACGAUGAGUGUGUGAUUUUAUUUUUCCUUUUUUUUUGUAUUUUUGUUUAUUUCCCCCUUCCCACCCACCCCUAUUUUUGUAUCCCUGCACCUGAUUUUUUUUUCUUUCCUUCAAUUCAAUCCUUACUUCACCUCGGAUUGGACCACCUCCCCUCCUCACACACACACCCACACACAAACACACAUCUUCUGCCUCCACAACUACCCAAACCCACCGCCACCUCCGCCCACUUUUCCCCCCUUUUCUUCUUCUCACUCGGGAAAACUCUUGCGGCCACACAGCCUUCUGGGACGGCCCUCGAGCAUGCUGGGACUCUGAUUAAGACGGGCCCUCCCGGAGCGUGCAAAAUGGCCGCCGGCGUGAACAGGAAGCAGUCACAGAGCAACAGGAAGAGCCUCCUCUCUGACUCCGGCCCCGGCCUCCCUGGCUUUCUGUCGGGGUCUAGACAAUGAGCGAGGGACGGAGGACAAACGGAGAGAAAAAGAGGGAGAGAGGAGACUGGAAAACACAGCCCUCCCUUACAGACGAGUGUCGGGUCUCUUAGCAGAUGCCUGGAAGCUUCUCAACCACGACUUUGGACUUUUUAUUUUUUAAUCCUAAUUUUUUUUGUCGCUGUUCCCGAUGGAUUCAGUGGAGGCUCGGACUAUGCGAUCCCCACUCUCGCCUCCCUUCACAUUGUUCUCUGUGCGUGUACAUUUGUAACAGAGGUGUUGUGAUGAUCAGUGAACAUGUUUUUUUUCCAUUUUUAAUUUUUUUUCGUGUAUGUAUUGUAUCAUUGCUAUUUUUAUUAUUGUAUUAUUGUUAUUAAUGAUAUUGUUAUGAUCAUUUUAAGAUUGGGUUCUAAUUUCUGUUGUGUUUAAGGGCACAUUGUUAUGAUGAAGACAGCGUAUGUGCACACAAAUCAGAAAUUCUUUGCUGUGUAUCAUGUGGCUCUGUUUGAGCACACUGCCCCCUGCAGGUAAGAUUUUUACCCGUCACGGUACAGAUUGGUCGUAUUUCAUAAAAAUCUUUCUUUGAAAAAAAAAAUCUAAAUUGUUUUUCUUGAUAAAACCACACGAGAAGAAGAAUAAAAAGAAGCAGCGCCUCCUGCUUUAGUAGCUUCCCUGCAGUGAAAUGCACAGCUCUAUUUAUUUAUGUACUUUUAAUUUGUCUUAUGAAUCAUUGUUACGUUUUUUUUUAAGUGUUAUCCCUGUCUUGUUUUUUUUGUCAACUGCAGAACUAGUAGCAACUGUGUAAAUAUGCAGAUCCACUCCUUCAUCUCCGUGUGGCGUCAGUAGACCCCUCUAUCCGAGCCCCACUCCCCCUCCAAAGGUGCUGAUUGUUUUAUCACAAGUGUCGACCAUUUCGACCCCACUCAUGCUGCUUCCACCGAUGCUUCCCACUUUGCUCCAUCGUGUACAUAGGUUGCGUCUGUCUGCUGACCUGUCGUGAACACUCGGAUUGUUUUUUGUUUUUUUUUUUGCUGAUAAGUUCUCAACACACUGUGAUGCACGUCUUUCUACGAGUUUUGCUUUCACACACCAGCCGGUCAGGUUAGCUUGCACACUUUUUUUUGUCGUCGCAGUGCUCCCUCUUCGCCGUCGUGUCCGGUGAGAGGACUUCUGGCCCCCUGCUGAUCGGAUCUCGGUGUUUUUUAUGCAGCAAGACGUUGCUCUGUUGACCGUAACGAGUGGCAUCCCUCCCUUUCGCUCACCUUGAACAAAAAACAAACAAACAAAAAAACACCUUCCCCUCCUUUUUCUUACCUUUCCAACAGGCCAGCAUCGACACACAGACACUCGGUAACACACCAUCCCUCUCUGAUUUUUUUUUUUUGUACAACUCUCCAUCUUUUUUUGACUUUAAUUUUUUGUAAAUACUGUAAAAUGCAUUUUGAUAUCAUUGACAUGUUUUUGAUAUUUCAAAUCACAACUUAACAGUUGAUCAGACUCGGGCGACUGCGUGUAUUUGUUCAGAGAUGGCGUGUCUUUUACUCAGAAAUAAUAUGAAUGACAAGAAACCGAAAACUGGAGCUGCUAUAGACGAUUAUGCUAUCUCACCUCAUCACAGACUAAACGUGGGGCUUUUACUGUGCGUCGAGGGGUCCGGCAGGACAAGGGAGGAAACUGUGUAGUCAGAGUGUGGGUGAACACACCAUUAGCUAACUCACUGUCACACACAUUUCCCUGAAAACUAAACACAAACUCUCCCUCUUCUGCCUCUGUUCCUGGAAACGUGGUUUGAAGUGGCCAAAAAGCUACUUAAAUGGGGAUAUAUUUUGUCAUUUUUGACAGGGAAUUUGCAAGAACAGAGCUAAAGAGGGCAGUUUUUUUUUUUUUUUAAUAAUAAAACUUCAGUGUGUGCCUCCGACACUCUGCAUUUCAGCUUUUACCCUCCUGACACGAAAGCAGGGCACGCAGGACACUGGCUCUCCAUCCAACACACCAGGGACCAGAGUACAUACUUUACUAUGAAGGAUUUUUUUAUCUAUUUAAAACGGGGCAGGAGAAAUGUUUGGGAAAGUAAAAAGAGAAGAAGGAAAAAAAAACACACGGACAGACUUGUUGCCGAGAAGAGGUAGAGGGAGUGCAGGAACAGGUGUUUCCUCCCCCUGUACUUUGAAAUACUGUUGUACAAAAUGCAGUCCAACUUCUCUCUAUCUUUCUGUCCUGUAAGUAAAGCCGUCACGACGUUGAUCAUUUCUGUAUUUCUAUCGUGCUGAUGUAUAAUACUGUAACAUUCGGGGGAAGGGAGGGUUAAGAGAGGACUUUCGGGGGAGGGGGUGGGGAGUAAAAAAAUUUUCUGUUCAGUUCCUCAUUUUUCCUCUUGAUGACAAAGCAGUAUUGAAUAUGAGGCAGUCUGUCCUUGGGGAGUUGCUUUGUAUCUCAUGUUAGGGUAGUUUCAGAUCCUAAAUGUCUCGUGUAGUAAAAUAAGAGGUUCCUUCGUAUGUUUCUUUAUAUUGUAAAAUUUCUUUAGACAAAAAAAUGUUGCUUAUUGGAAAAAAGGUGGGAAAUCUGCAUUGAUAAUUAAUGUAUUUUUUGUUUUUAUUUUUAUUUUUUUUCGGGUUUUAAUUUUCAUCAAGUUGUCAGUCGUUUUUUGCCUGUGUCCCCCUUGUUGUAGAUACAUAUUAAAAACAAAUAAAAUGACUUCACUCCUUUUGCCAUGAA